AUGGAGGACGCGCACCGGGCCGCCCGCCUGGCCGCCUCCUGCCUCCGCACGCCGCUCGACCCGCGCACACGGGCCCCCGCCGCGCUCUACGAGCGGGGACCGCCGCCCGCCGCCGCGCAGGAUGGCUUUGACUUGGAUUCAAAUACCAACAGAGAGCAGGCGUCCCCUCCAAAGAGAGACCGUGACAAGUGGAUAGACUUUUCCAAAAUGUACAAUUCAAAUCAAGAGUAUUACUUAAAGCUGGAAGAGUUGAAGAAUGCCCACAUGGAGACCAUGGCAAAACUGGAAAGUAUGUAUCAGAACAAGCUGUAUUUAAAAGGAACACAAGGCCUGGAGAAGAGAAAUGACACCUCUCCAAAGUGCUGUAGGCCAACUUGGGACAAGAGUUCAUAUCAGCCUCUUAACCUGCACAAAUCCUUUUCAGACUCAGACUUGAGUGAUCCCUCGGGCUCAAGCGCAUCGGACAUGUCUGAUGAAGAAUUAGUGUUUGAAGAGAACGGCAGCGAAGCUGGAUCAUCCUCAUUUGCUAAACAGCAGAUUGAAAAAAUGUGGGAUGGGUUCUGCCUGGAAGACUACAUCUCCCAUGCCAAGCACAGCCUGCCCAGCUCACCAGCCUGCAGGAAAGUGCACAAGAAGGAGAAAGUGUGGUCCCCCAGAGUCACCGUGCCCAAGCCCUUCCAGAUGACCAUCCGAGAAGCUCAGAAGAAAGAGCAGAACGUCAAAUCCAAGUCACAGAUUGAGCUGGAAAAUCACCUGCUGAAGAAGCAGCUGGAGGAGGAGGCAGAGUGUCAGAAGAAGUUCCGAGCCAAUCCCGUGCCCGCCGCCGUCUUCCUGCCGCUGUACCAGGACAUCGUGCAGCGCAACGAGGAGCGCAGGAGGUCGGUGAGGGAGAGGAGCAGGCUCCAGCUCCUGGCUACACAAAAGCCCUUCAAGUUCAUUGAGCGAGAGAGGCAAAGGCAUGAAGCCAGGAAAAUGCAGUUAAAAGACCUUUCCCCGCCUGAAAAUAAAAUCAAAGUGUUCAGAGCAAAACCAGUCCCCAAAUGUGUUUAUAGUGCAGAUUUCCAUGACAAGGUAAAGGAGGAGGAGCUCUGCAGGGAAAUCAGGAUCAGGAUGAGAGCUGAGGAGCUGCUACGAAAUUCAUCUGUACCCAACAGCAGACUGGCCUUGAAAGAGACCACCAAAAAGAAGAAACACAGGAGCACUGAACCAAAGCAAAUGGAGCACAAGCUCAAGAUCAAAUCGAGCGUUCCCGAUUUUGAACUCCUACAUGAGAAAUUCCAGAAACGCCUCCUGCAACAAAAAAAAGUGAAACCCCUCACGGUCUGUGAGCCUUUCGACCUUUGUACUUCAUACAUUCCUUCAAAAAAGGACAAGAUCUUGAAGGACAUGCAAGAGGAUGAGGAGAAAUUGAAGGAAACACGGUGGCCGUUUGCAUCUCCGAGGCGGAAGCCUCAGUCAGGGGCAAACCCUCAUCUCCUGGGAGAGGGAAAAUCCAAACCUCCAAAAACCACAGAGUCCACCAGACGACGGCUGCAAGCCCUGAGGAACAACGAGAAGCAGAGAAGGCAGGAAUAUUUGCAAGAAUUGCAAGAAAUGGAAGAAAGAGUGAAACAAAUGCCAUUGCUUUUUGAAAGAGUCACUCAGAAAAAUGCCAGAAUAGCUGCAGAAAAGUAUUAUUCAAACAGGCUGAGAGCACUGGGGAUCUGCCCAGAGUUUGUUUCAAAGAAAGGAGGAGCAACCAAAUCUCUGCAUUUCUCCACUGCUGGGGAUUUCACCUCCACUGCUGGCAGAGCAAGAAUCACCAAGGUUAAAGUGAAAAAAAUUCAGUUCUUGGAGGAAGUAGCUGGUGACAGUCCCCAGUCUGAGCAGUCCUGGGAGGAGGAGGAGGAGGAAGAGGAGGGAAAAGGUGUCAAAACCUCCACCCCACUUGAGCAGUGCAGUGACCUGGAGGAUGGGGGUGUCCUUGGGCCUGAAUCCAGCCAGCACAGUGACCAGGGGGAGGAGGAGGAAGGCAAGGCACACCUGUCACUUGGCCAUUCCCAGGAGGGCGAGGAGGAGGAAGAGGAAGCAAAGGCAGACCCAUCUCUGAACCAUUCCCAGGAGGAGGAGGAGGAAGAGGAGGAGGAAGCCAAGGCAGGCCCAUCCCAUGGCCAUUCCCAGGAGGAGGAAGAGGAGGAGGAGGAAGCCAAGGCAGGCCCAUCCCAUGGCCACUCCCAGGAGGAGGAGGAAGAGGAGGAUGAGUGCAGACCCAGGUCUGAUGGCUCCCAUGAAGAGGAAGCUCAGUCUGACCCUGAAGCUGAGGGUGCUUUCCAGUAUGAGGAUGAGGAGUAUGAGAGUGAUGACUCUGAGGAGAAGGCCAGUGAUGAGGAAGGGCACUGAGGAAGGGCUGGGGCUCAGGAGCCUCUUGCACUGCUGGCUGUGCUUUUUGAAGCACUUUCUGUAUUUACAAUGUUGUUAUUGUUAUCCUCUAGAAACCAUCCCCUCCUGUCCGUGGUUAUCACACCAAGCAGGUUAUGCUCUCUUUUCCUUCCAGGAACAAAUUAUUACAUCUUUACCUUUUACAGCUGCUCCAGAUGAAGAGAAAAACAAAAGAAUUCAAAUUCUUGAAGCAAAUGUUUGAAGCCAUCCCUGGUUUGGAAUCAGUUCUGGUCUCGUAGAAUCCUCAAUGGCAGCAAGCAGAACAUUUCCCUGAGUCUGGCAGAUAACAGGCACUCUAAAGAUCAAGAUAUGUUAUUAAAAAUUGUAUCAGACACCAGAGAGAAACUUGGUGCUUUGCUACACAUCCAAAAUUCUGUGAAUUUGUACCUCUUAGUUUAGGAGCCCUGCCAGUGCAGGAAUUCUGUUUGUUUUCCAGUCAGAAAGCUCAGGUUGCUAGUUUCCACCAAGAAAA
Camarhynchus parvulus is the source of this 2890-nucleotide messenger RNA. It is a transcript of the gene FAM161A, whose product is annotated as FAM161 centrosomal protein A. Lineage: Eukaryota; Metazoa; Chordata; Aves; Passeriformes; Thraupidae. Gene Ontology annotation, biological process: cilium organization. The record is from RefSeq and is a predicted model, not a curated record. The coding region runs from base 1 to 2379 and encodes 792 amino acids. The transcript is spliced from 6 exons. Gene Ontology annotation, cellular component: ciliary basal body; cilium; photoreceptor connecting cilium.